CUUCUGUGGAUCCAGGGAAGCUUGAGUCCCCAGGACAUCCGUGAUCGUGUGUUGUCGGACGAAUCGUUUCGGAACGAGCUGAUACUGUGGUUAGAACAGUGUCAACAGGGCGAAUACACAAACGGUACGCAGAGCGACGUCGCGCAGCGCGUGCGCGAGAGACGCCACAUAGAGACGGACAUCGCAGCGGAUAUGGAAGACGCGCCGGACAAAGAGGCUACGGAGAAGGAAUUCCGCGACCCAUGCACCGUGCUGCCCGCCGUACCGCCCGCGGACAGGUCAACCGCUUCCCAAUCGCGUUGGUGGAAGGACCUCUGUGAGGAGGUGGACGAUAUUGUUUACCUUUCGAACAGACACGACCACAAGCAUCGCCGCGGGUGUCUUCGAGGCAAUCCACCAUAUUGCAAGGCUCGCUUCCCUCGACAGAUGGAGGCUGAAACAACUGUAGAUCUCGAAACAGGGGCGUUAAAAUUCAAAAAGCUGGAAGAGUGGAUAAAUACCUUCAAUAUUAUUCUGUCCUUCGUGCUUCGUGGCAAUACGGACGUGACGAGUCUCCUGUCUGGUACUCAGGUCAGAGCCGUCGUCGCAUACAUCACCGAUUAUAUCACCAAGACGCCUCUCAAGACAUACUCGGUGUUCGAGGCGGUGAAGGCGGUG
This is a messenger RNA of Trametes versicolor FP-101664 SS1, 657 nucleotides long. RefSeq lists its product as uncharacterized. The record is from RefSeq and is a predicted model, not a curated record. The annotation marks the transcript as partial. The transcript has a single exon. NCBI's taxonomy places the organism in Eukaryota, Fungi, Basidiomycota, Agaricomycetes, Polyporales, Polyporaceae.